Molecule: messenger RNA, 639 nt
Organism: Peniophora sp. CBMAI 1063
Lineage: Eukaryota; Fungi; Basidiomycota; Agaricomycetes; Russulales; Peniophoraceae
Source: the annotation of a GenBank genome assembly
AUGGUCCACUCGGCAGGUAGCCAGCUACGAUCCCUGCGAGGCCCGUUGGCCGAUCCUGUUCGACAGAAGACAUCCGAAGUGGCACAGGAUCCGCCGUAUGAGCCGCCCUUCGCGUCAGUACAAGUUCCCACGAUCACCGAGGAUCUAUCUGAAGCUCAAUACGGCGACUCUGCUCCUUUGGUACACCCUAGGGACACUCAGUAUGCGACGGAAGCAGCGCUCUCUGGGGCGAUGUUGGCGCAGAAGUUGUCGCAGGGGAUGCCCUCGCGUGGACAGGCGGUUAUAGGUCCACAGCAUAUACUGCAUGCCACGUCAGCAUGGAAUUCUCCCGUCGACCCUCUGAAUACGACCACUCUCCAUCCUUCGCCUUCAGAGCCCAUACGAUUGAAGCACCGCCACGGCGUCAAUGGACCACCUUCUCCCGCCGACUACGAAAGCUUGCGCAUGAAGAAGAAGCAGUAUGCCAAGACGUUCCGCGAUAACGAGAAGCACUACUUCGAAGAGCUUCGUCGUCGAUUGUUCCCUACCGACCCGAAUGUGCGCUACUCGGAGUGCCUCGAGCGCGCCCUUGUCGCGUUUGAUGAGCUGGAGACGUACAAGGCGCGCGAUGAUCAGCGGGACGCGGAGAUUAGGGGCUGA